Molecule: messenger RNA, 1917 nt
Organism: Haliotis rubra (blacklip abalone)
Lineage: Eukaryota; Metazoa; Mollusca; Gastropoda; Lepetellida; Haliotidae
Product: glycine-rich cell wall structural protein-like
Exons: 5
Coding region: 1-1917 (638 amino acids)
Source: RefSeq, a predicted model, not a curated record
AUGUCUUCAAACAAUAUGCUAAUUUUUUACAGCCUGCGAAGUUCAUUUAUAAGGGCCGGGCCUCCUGUUUGCAUCAUCGGCAUCCCCAUCCUGCUCUGGACAUCACCAACUGUCUCCACAGCUGCCACAAGCAUGAAGGUCGUCAUCGCUGCGUUGUCCGUGCUGGUCUGUUCCGCCUUUGCUCAGGUGCCUCUCCGUGGUAACUCUCUCGUGGGUGGGCCUCUCGGUCUUGGUUUCAACAAAGGAGGCGUUAUCGGCAGCGUUGGUGUUCAUGGUUAUGGCCAUGGCUACAACCCCAAAGGCUACAACUACGGCUAUGGUAAAGGUGUUGCUGGUCCCUUCGUCGCCGGACACGGAUCUGGUCUUGUUGGACAGGGACCUUUCGUCGGACAUGCUGGUUCAUUUGCAGGACAUGGAACCUUUGCUGUAGGAAACGGACCCUUUGUUGCUGGAAAGGGACACGGCUAUGGUCACAACUCCUACAACGGACUCGGCAAUGGAGUUGGUCUUGUAGGAAAUGGACUCCUUGGACACUCUGGACACGGCCUCGCUGCACCCCUUGCAUUUGGAAGCGGUGUUGCUGGUCACGGGUAUGGCUACGGUUACAACCCCUACAAUAACAACUACGGCUACGGUAAGAACGUCGGACAUGGAGCUGGUCUUAUUGGAAAUGGAGGCCAUGGACACACCGGACAUGGCCUCGUCAGACCUUUCGCUGCCGGACACGGUGUUGCUGGUCAUAGUUACAACCCCUACAACAACAUUUACGGCUAUGGUAAGAACGUCGGACAUGGAGCUGGCCUUGCUGGAAAUGGACUCCAUGGACACACCGGACAUGGCAUUGCUGGACACGGUCUCGUCGGAUCUUUCGCUGCCGGACACGGUGUUGCUGGCCUUCGAGUCGGCCAAUUUAGAAAUGGAGUUGGUCUGGGAAAGGGAUUAACUCAUAAGCUGGACACAGAGCAACUGUCCACAAAUAUCAGACAAGAGCUGAAAUGCAUCAGAAUCCUCAUCCUGCUGUGGUCAUCGUCAACUGUCUCAACAGCCGCUACAAGAAUGAAGGUCGUCAUCGCAGCGUUGUCCGUGCUGGUGUGUUCCGCCGUUGCUCAGGUGCCUCUCCGUGGUAACUCUCUCGUGGGUGGGCCUCUCGGACUUGGUUUCAAAAAAGGAGGCGUUAUUGGCAACGCUGGUAUUGGUGGUAAGGGUUAUGGCUACGGCUACAACCCCAAAGGCUACAACAACUACGGCUACGGCAAAGGUGUUGCUGGUCCCUUCGUUGCUGGACACGGAUCUGGUCUUGUUGGACAGGGACCUUUCGUCGGUCAUGCUGGUACAUUUGCAGGACAUGGAACCUUUGCUGUAGGAAAUGGUCCCUUUGUUUCUGGAAAGGGACACGGCUACGGCUACGGCCACAACUCCUACAACGGUCUUGGCAAUGGAGUUGGUCUUGUAGGAAAUGGACUCCUUGGACACGCCGGACACGGCCUCGCUGCACCCCUUGCAUUUGGAAGCGGUGUUGCUGGUCACGGGUAUGGCUAUGGUUACAACCCCUACAACAACUACGGCUACGGUAAGAACGUCGGACAUGGAGCUGGUCUUACUGGAAAUGGAGUCCAUGGACACACCGGACAUGGCGUUGCUGGACCCCUUGCAGUUGGAAACGGUGUUGCUGGUCAUGGAUAUGGCUAUGGCUACAACCCCUACAACAACAACUACAGCUACGGUAAGAACGUUGCACAAGGAGCUGGUCUGGUUGGAAAUGGAGUCCAUGGACACAAUGGACAUGGCGUUGCUGGACACGGACUCGUCGGACCUUUCUCUGCCGGACACGGUGUUGCUGGGCUUGGAGUCGGCCAGUUCGGAGUUGGCCUCGGAAAGGCCGGAUUCGGCGGACUUGCCACUGGCCAUCAUUACUAG